Miscanthus lutarioriparius is the source of this 336-nucleotide messenger RNA. The record is from the annotation of a GenBank genome assembly. Lineage: Eukaryota; Viridiplantae; Streptophyta; Magnoliopsida; Poales; Poaceae.
AUGCUAAAUCAGCUUAGAUCGGCGGCGGCGAGCCCUCCCGGCCGCUUGCCGGCGCUGGCGGCAGAUACCGUCGCCGAAGACGAUGUGGAGGGCGUGAGGGCCAUCGCGGUGUCCGACCAGAGGACCAUCUACCUGGUGAACAUGUUCAUAGCAAACACGGUGGAGUUCCUCAAUUCGUUCGCCGCGCUAUGCGACGACAAGCUCGCGCUACUCCACAGGAAUAUAGUGAAACUGGACCUGUCACUUGCCCUUCUUGAAGCAAAACUGCACAGUAUUGAUGAAAAUAAUAAUGCCCUGGGACACUCAACAAGCCAAAAGGACAGCGAUCUUCAGUAG